UCUUGGAAGCAUCCCCCAAUUUGACUGGAAGACUGGCUGAGGCUGGAGGUGUGGUGACCUUGGCUGUAUGGGCGUGAUCCAAGCAGGCUUUCGCAUGCAGGCUACACUCAUCUUGAGCAGCCUCGCCCUUUCCUAGCUUCACUCGACACUCAGUCACGAAACCCAGCACAUAAACUCGCAGUCACCUCCGGAGCAUGCCUUUCCAUAUUAAUGGCAUCAAUCACUGUUAGCCAAACUAUCCAUGCCGGCGGGUCUACUGUCGGCUACUCCAAAACCACCCGUCGACAGUAUCAAAGUUGCGACCAAUGUCGGAAAAGUCGCAGAGCUUGCGAUGCCAGCACUUUGCGAGUCGUCAACUUUCCCCUUCCCGACGAUGAGACCGUCAAUCUUUCAACACCCACAUGCGAAGCGUGCUCGAACUGUGCCAAGACCAACAAGAAAUGUACCUUUGACUGGCUCCGCUCGUUACCUCUGCAAGGUCUCCCAAAGGGUGUCAAGAGAAAGCUUGAGUUGACUGGGCUUCCGGAAUCCGCAGAUCAUCACCCAGUGUCAUCGUCAGACACUAUCUCACAAUCCUCACGCAGCGACAAUCCUGACUAUACAUACUCUCCCGCGUCGAAGGGCUAUUCGCCUGAACGUAUCAUCGGCGACGCAACCAACGCGCCUGCCAUCCAGCGACAUCCGCUCUGCUUUCAACCUCCCCUCAAUCAAGGCAGGAACGAUGGCGCCUUGGAACUCUCCCACUUCCAUAUCACGACGGACCCGACUGGCACCGCACCUCUUCCUCGACAUGCGCAGUGCGACUCGGUCUCAAAGCAGCAAGGACACGAUGAAGCAGUGGACCUUGGUGAUGACCCCAUGCUGCAUGGCCUCACACGCGUCAACAGUUACGCCUCUUCCGUCAGUGUCAGCUCCGCAGCUUCUCAAACAGUCAGUGGCAGAUCGCACAACUUGACCGGCAAUCCCCCCACGAGCUCAGACAUGCAUGGUGAUAACGCAGAUGACGGCGCUUCAAUCCGACAUUCCCACUUGGCUGCAUGUACUUCAACAUCUCAGCCUGCCCAAGCGUCUCUUCACCGAGUGUCUUCAGCACAAGAUCCCUCACCCCGUCUCUCUUUCAGCUCGGGCAAGUCUGACGACACUCGAUACAAUUCGAUCUCCCUCAACACUUCUCAGGUCGGCUUCGCUGACAGCUCGUUGAAAACAAUGGUUGCCACUGGACUGCUUCGGAUCUAUCAUGAUAGUUUCGAGAACUCACUUUCUUGUUGGGUGACGGAGAAGAAUUGCCCUUAUGAAUGUGAGAUCGCGGAUCGAAAGGCUUUAGGAAGUACAUGCGAUGAGACGGCGUUCCGGCUACGUGACAACCGGAUCUUCUCUCGCGUCUCUCGCCUGGACAAUGCAUUUGCAGGGCUCAGAGGUAGGGACUUAAGCCAAUCAGAAAAUCGCGCCGCGACCAAGGCUCUGAACGCCGCCAUCAUGGCUUUCGCAAGUCAGUGGUCGCACAGCUCACAUAACGCGUUUUGGCGUAGUAAGGGUGGUCUACCACAAUUGAGGACGGGGCAAAACAACACAAAGACUGCUACACAAUGUGGCGAGUACGAACGUGUGAUCCAAAAGACACUUUGGCACGAAGCUCGAAGAGCUGUUCACGUUUGCGCGGCUAUGGAUUCAUUCAAGGUCAUUCUGGCAUAUGUGCUGUUGAGCUUGACCCAGAGGCCAAUGGACGAAAGUGGCAUGCGAUCAGUUUCGAAAUCAGUCAGUCCCACCGCAGCCGAUAACGAACAUAGUAUCGGGCAUCAAGGCGACCGCGAUAGUGCCUCUGGAUAUCAGGUUGCCUCUGAUGACACCGACUCAAUUACGCAAGAAAUAGCUGGAGAAGAGUGGGACCCUUUCGACACCACCGAGCUAGAGGUGCUUGCCUCGCCACCAGCUUACCUCGAGGUAGCUGUGCGGCAUCUGUUUGCAUGGAGACGCAAAGUUGAAAGACACCGACGAAAACGAUCCAAGACCACAGAAAAUUGUGCGACGCCUGCGCUGGCACUAAAGGACGAACAGACCUUCAACAUACUAUUCUGGCUUGGCGUAAUGUGUGAUACCACUUCCUCGGCGAUCACCAAGCGCCCGUUGAUCAUUGCGGAUGAGGAUUGUGCUGUCAUUCACGACGAACAAGCCUCGUUCGAUCUGCAGGCUGACGAUGCCGGUGCUUUGUGGGGCGAUUACCUGAUGAGCUCCAGAUGGGCUGGGCCACAGAAGCCUAUGCCUCGGUGGCCGUGCAGCUUCGAAGAAGCGGCUGUAGUCCUACAAGAGGCUAUUCCCAUCAAGGUUCUAAUGUAUCGCAAAAUCGGACAACUUCAGACCCUCGCUUAUAGGCGUACGUCACCUAGCAAAAUUGAAAGAUGUGUAGGUGAAGCCCUUGCGGUCUACCAACACUGGAACGACACCUACGGCCAAUUCUUGCUCGACUGUGUCAAUGCGCACAACAACCUCCCACCGCAUGUUCAAUCAUGGUACGUGAUCCUCGACGGGCACUGGCACUACGGUUGCCUGCUCUUAGCAGAUACGAUCGCCCAGCUCGACAGAGAAGAAAGGACCAUGGACGCUCCGCGCCAACUGCGCGCCACCUGUCGUCUGAUCGCGGAGCUGAGAAGGGAUAAUGCCCAGGCAAUCGCGAGAAUUGCCCAGGCCUCGCUGUCCGAGUAUGGUCCAUCAUACCCUGACAACUCGGAGUUCCAUUUCGCGUGCAACGGCAGCGCCAUACUCACCGAGCCGUGGACGGAUAUAUUGGUUCGUGCCAUGGGCACUGCAUGUCGAGUGUUCAUCAACUGGUUGUCAAGCUGGGAUGACUCUACAGAUCCGAUGCACGACUGGGUCACCUCAAGCACCGUCUACGACGACCUUUACACACAGGCCGCGACGUGUAUCCAGGGCAUGAGUCUACUUGGUCGCAAAUCCAAUGCUGCAAACUAUAUGGCUGACGUGCUCUGGGACCGAUUAAGACACGUGUGCCCACAGCGUUGAGCUUCGCAGUGAUAUCUCCGACACUGGGCGAGAAAACCUUGUCCGAGACGUAUGCUUGCGGCGACUCGAGCUGAGUGCUUAGCCGUCAGGUUGU
This is a messenger RNA of Exophiala viscosa, 3112 nucleotides long. RefSeq lists its product as uncharacterized. NCBI's taxonomy places the organism in Eukaryota, Fungi, Ascomycota, Eurotiomycetes, Chaetothyriales, Herpotrichiellaceae. Bases 211 to 3018 code for a protein of 935 amino acids. The transcript has a single exon. The record is from RefSeq and is a predicted model, not a curated record. Gene Ontology annotation, molecular function: zinc ion binding; DNA-binding transcription factor activity, RNA polymerase II-specific. Gene Ontology annotation, biological process: regulation of DNA-templated transcription.